AUGCGUAUUUGUUUAAAAUGUGGUGUUGAUCCAAAUGCUGGUGGUAUUCAUCCAAAUAGUCAAUAUAUAUUAUCAAAUAGUUCUAGUCAAAUAAGUAGUCGUUUAUCAUCUGAUUUACCUCGUGCAUCACCUUGUCGUAAUGGUACAUUAGAUUAUACUAAUUAUUAUACAACUGAACGUUUAUUUACUUUACCACCAUUAUUUUUGGCUGCUCAACGUAAUAAUCAUUAUGCUUGUUUACUUUUACUUAAAUAUGGUGCAAAUGUAAAUAUACGUGAUGAACAAUAUUCUAGUCCAUUACAUUUAGCUGCACGUUUACAACAUAAUGUAUGUGAAAUCUUAAUAUAUAAUCAUGGAUCAAUAACAAUAGAAAAUAAAUAUGGUGAUACACCAUUAUCAUUGUGGCCAAUUAUAAAACAAAUUCAAACAACAUUUGUUGAUAAAGAAUUUCGUAAAUUAUGUCGUAAACAUUCAUUAAAUUCAAAACGUUAUCGUUUUUUAACACGUGAUAAUGAACAAUAUCAAACAACAGUAUCAUUAAUUAAUAAUAAUAAUAAUAAUUUAAAUAAUAAUAGUUUAAUACCAGGAAAUGGUUUAAAAAAUUUAAAACGUGUUUUUCGUUAUAGUGGAAGUGAUUCAUAUGAUUCAAAAUCAUUUAAAAAAAGUUUUUCAUCUCAAAGUUCAAUUGGAAAAUCGAAACGUAUAAUAACAAAUAAUAUUCAACACAAUAAACAAGCUACAUCUUUUAUUCGACCCGAUUCAAGACAACUUUCAGAAGAACAUGAUGAGAAUGAGUUUACACAUAAUCAUAGACAAUCAAU
This is a messenger RNA of Rotaria sp. Silwood2, 821 nucleotides long. The record is from the annotation of a GenBank genome assembly. NCBI's taxonomy places the organism in Eukaryota, Metazoa, Rotifera, Eurotatoria, Philodinida, Philodinidae.